UAUGAUUGUCUACAAAUUAAACUUUAGUAAUGUUUUUUAAAUAUGAAAUUGUCUUAUUCCUAUUGUGUUGAACUGUUUUAGAACAAUUAAGGUUUUUACCACAGUAACGCUGUUUUAUUUAAAACAAAACAUGAUUGAGUUAUCAGCUAAAUUAACAACUGGCUCAGUUUACUUAGCUGGGGAGGCUUUGGAAUGUGGUAUUACUUUUUACCACACACCUCAGCCAGAGCAUAGAAAUUCUCAAAGCCACAGUGAUAUCUUGGAAAAUUUGGCCUGGGCUUCAGCACAAAUACAUUGCUUUUACUCAACAUCAAAAAGCACUGGUGAAAAAACUUCUGUGUUUGAAAAGACUACAGCUUUAGAGGUGACAUCAUGUGAUAUUGGAGAUGUUGUUUUUCACACAAAACCUAAAAUAUUAUUUUGUGAUCUAACUAUACCUCUUGGAGAAACAAAAACAUUCUGGUAUAGGGAAUCUCUUCCCAUAGAAGCACCACCUUCAUACAGGGGCACUGCUGUUAAAUACUCCUAUAAGAUAACAAUUGCUACACAAAAGGUAGGUUCUCAUAUUAAAAUGGUACGAAUACCAUUUAGAGUCCUCCCUAUCAGUCCUAUAAUGAACAUGCAAGACUUAGCUGCAUUAUGUGGAAAUGAAACAACUGAAGAUCUUCAGCCAACUAAUCCAUUUUCAGAGGAAAGGAAGGUUGAGACACCAUUGACAAUGGCUUUGCAAGUAUUACAGAAUCUCACAGCAAGAAGAAGUCCAAACUCAUAUAUGAUAACAAAUGCAAGAGGCAAAGUAGGCAGAUUCUGCUUGUUCAAAUCAGCAUACAAACUGGGUGAAGAUAUUGUUGGCACCUUUGAUUUUUCAGUUGGUACUGUCACUUGUAUGCAAGUUUCAGUGUCUCUGCAACCUGAAGAGGUAACUAAAACGAAAACACCAAUGAAGGUAUCAAACAAAGAGAACAGCAGCAGAUCCAUGACAGUGGCCAGAUAUCAUGAAGUUACUCUAGGAAUUACACAUUCACAACUCAUUUUGCCAAUACCAUUGCACAUAACACCUGCUUUUGAGGGUGACGAAGUGUCACUGAGUUGGCGACUUCACUUUGAGUUUGUGACAAGCAAUGAGAGGUUACAGCCAGGUCCAGAUGACAAGGAUUGGAAUGCCCCUCUCAGUGUUCCCAUAGAAACUAUGGUGUGGAACUUACCUGUCAAGAUAUACUCUACAUUACCCAAACAGAUUAGCCAACAGACACUGGGAAAUGAUGCAUAUACUUUGUACAUAAAAUAGUAAAUAUCAUUGUAAAAUUGUGAAAAUUACUUUUAAAUU
Pararge aegeria (speckled wood butterfly) is the source of this 1327-nucleotide messenger RNA. RefSeq names its product RAB6A-GEF complex partner protein 2. Lineage: Eukaryota; Metazoa; Arthropoda; Insecta; Lepidoptera; Nymphalidae. Gene Ontology annotation, biological process: retrograde transport, endosome to Golgi. The transcript is spliced from 6 exons. The record is from RefSeq and is a predicted model, not a curated record. Gene Ontology annotation, cellular component: Golgi membrane; Ric1-Rgp1 guanyl-nucleotide exchange factor complex. The coding region runs from base 131 to 1288 and encodes 385 amino acids.